AUGGUGGCUUCUGCCAAGCGAAUCAACUCGUACGAGGAGUCUACAAGUAGCCUCACAGAAAUGACGGACGAUUUGAACGCGGAGCUGAAAGCAUCAUCACCGACGAACUCUGACUUUCUUCCCAGCAACGAUGUCUGGUACUAUGAUGGCGGUAUCCUGUUGGUUGCAGAAAAUACCGCAUUCCGUGUACACGGCGCCGUCAUCGCUGAGCAGUGCGAGGUGUUCAGGGAUAUGUUCUCCGUACCACAAUCCCCGACUGCGGACGCAGCUCAGGCAGAAACACGCGACGGUUGCCGGGUUCUGCGCUUGCAGGACUCGGCAGCAGACCUCAAGCACUUCCUGAAGUCCAUAUACGACAUCUCGUAUUUUCUUCCAGGAGUGACAACCAAGUUCCCCAUUGUAGCGAGUGUCCUCCGCCUCAGCACAAAGUACAAUGCGCCCGUCUUGCGUCAGCGCGCCAUCAAUCUAAUUGCGACGGCGUAUCCUUCCUCAUGCGCGGCCUGGGACGCCAGAUCGACCAAACGGCUGGUGCCUCCGUUUGAGGACGAGCAUUUCGCUUACAUCGAGCUGGCCAUCAAGACAGAUGUCCGAGUAAUACUUCCCAGCGUCUACUACGCCCUGACUAGGUUGCCCCUCGCGAAAGCACUCGGCGGCUUGCGUAGUCUGGCCGUCUCGCCCGCUGACCAGUGGGACGUGUGUACCAAUUUCCUCGUCGGAAGAGAGCUUACUACACAGGCGGAGCUGAUGCACGUCGUGAAAUUUUUGAAGACAGACUUUAGUCGUCCGGGCUGUAAAGAUUCAAGACACUGUGGCAACAUGUUGCAUGUCGCCGCCUUUCACACAUUGAAUCAUGUCGCAGAUACAGUGCCAUACCACCACCAGUGGUGUGGCGGGAAGCUCGAAGAGGGGGUGACGACCAUAGGGCUGUGCGCUUCCUGCAACUUGACCGUCAAGGACACCAUCAACUCUGGCCGAGAGAAGGUGUGGGAAGUGUUACCGGCAUCGUUUGGCCUGGGGGAUUGGGAGACCUUAAAGGCGGUGGAUGGCGUUGAUGUGCAAGAGAUAGGUCCUCAGUGA
This is a messenger RNA of Fibroporia radiculosa, 1077 nucleotides long. RefSeq lists its product as uncharacterized. Bases 1 to 1077 code for a protein of 358 amino acids. The transcript has 2 exons. The record is from RefSeq and is a predicted model, not a curated record. Gene Ontology annotation, molecular function: protein binding. Lineage: Eukaryota; Fungi; Basidiomycota; Agaricomycetes; Polyporales; Fibroporiaceae.